GUUUCCGCUCUCCCAGGGCCUAGCGGCUCCUCCCACUCCACCCGUACCCACGCGCAUUCCAGGAUGAAGGGCCUGAAGGUCCUGGCACUGUGGGAUAAGUGAUGGGGACGUCUCUCUACAGAUCCCUUCUGCUCAGCACCGGGGGCUUCACCGUGUCUGACUACGUCCAGAAGUUUACGAUAAAUGACAGCUCAGAGGAUAAAACUGUGAAGCCUAAAUUGACCGUCCGGCAUCGAGGCAACCAAGUCCAAGCUGAAGGCAGUCAGUCAGGAGCUGCUAAAGAUGGAAGUGGCGCUGUGGCUGUCUCCAGGGAGACAGUGAAGAGUGCGGUAUGUGGCAAAAAAUCCUCAUGUCCCAGUAGGCCGGGCCCCGGCUCCACUCAGGUGGGCCGGAAGCUCCCCUGCCAUGGAGACCGGGGAAAUAGCGCCCCCCGGAGGCCCAGAGGGGUCACUCUCUGGAGCAGGGAGUCCACUCGAACCCAAACUUUCGAGAGAGACGGCGGGCUGGGUGCCGAGGCUCCAGGUGAGGUGUCGUCGGUGCCAUUUCGGGAGGGAGGCGAUGACAGGGGCUUGGCAGCCGCGAGGGCGGAGGGCACUGACCUGGUGAUGACUGAUGUGCAGCCACAGGAAGCUGUGGCUGGGGCAGAAAGUGUUUCUGACAGGAUUAAGAUUGCACCAUUCGUCCAAAAGCCUGUCACCAAGGAAACUCAGCCAGGCACAUGUACAGAGUGGCAGAAGGAGGGAGAACAACAAACAUCCCCUGCAAAGGCUUCACUCUGCUCCAAGAAUGAAGUGACCUCCUCUAAUGAGGAUGUUGUCACAGCAACAGAGCAGAAUGAGAACAGGGCCGUGAAACCUGACUCAAAACACAAGGCCCAACAUGUUUGGGGUCUCUCUCCGAGCAAGCCGGUUCUGUCUAGGCCCCCGGAGAUGAUCCACUCCAAAUUGGGAAGGCUUGGGGGAACCUGUGAGGCAAACAGAGGUUUUGAGAGACAAACAGACACUGCAAGGGGCACCUCAGCCAGCGGAAAUGCUUCAGCCCCUGGGGUCCUGGGGACAAAUUCAGAGGGAAUGCUACAGGUCAUUGACGACUGUCCCCCUUUGCCUGCUCCCUUUGAGCACCGAAUCGUUAGCGCGAAGCAGGUACCCAUGAGCACUUAUUACACCAUCAAGCCCCACGAAGUGCUGGGAGGUGGACGCUUUGGCCAGGUCCACAAGUGUACAGAGCGAACGUCAGGGCUGACUCUGGCAGCAAAGAUCAUUAAAGUGAAAGGGAUGAAGGACAGGGAUGAAGUCAAGAAUGAGAUCUGCGUCAUGAACCAAUUAGACCACGUCAACCUGAUUCAGCUCUAUGACGCCUUUGAGUCACGCACCAACCUGACACUUGUUAUGGAGUAUGUGGAGGGGGGCGAGCUGUUUGACCGAAUUGUCGAUGAUAAUUACCAGCUGACAGAACUGGACACCAUUGUAUUCAUGCGACAGAUCUGUGAGGGUGUGCAUUACCUCCACCAGCAGUACAUUCUCCACCUAGACCUCAAGCCAGAAAAUAUUUUGUGUGUGAGCACUACUGGCAACCAGAUCAAGAUAAUUGACUUUGGAUUGGCCCGAAAGUACCGGCCACGAGAGAAGCUGAAAGUGAACUUUGGGACCCCUGAAUUUCUGGCCCCUGAAGUGGUCAACUAUGAGUUUGUUUCAUUCCCGACAGACAUGUGGAGUGUAGGAGUUAUUACAUACAUGCUUCUUAGCGGUUUGUCCCCUUUCCUUGGGGACAAUGACACUGAAACGAUGAAUAACAUCCUGCACUCCAACUGGGACUUUGAUGCAGACGCCUUUGAGAAUGUCUCUGAGGAGGCCAAAGACUUUGUCUCCAGGCUGCUGAUCCCUGAGAAAUGCAGCCGCCUGAGUGCAUCAGGCUGCCUGAAGCAUAGCUGGCUGAAUCACCUGGAAGAGAAGGCCAAAAUGCAGCGGGUCCAGCUCAAGUCUCAACUCCGCCUCCAGCGCUACCUGGCCGCUCACAGGCAGUGGAAGAAGCAUUUUCAUGUGGUCGCUGCGGCAAACAGGCUGAGGAGGUUCUGGGAGAGGCAUUCAACUUCAACCAACCAAGCGUAGGACCAAGGAGGGCCCCUCAUACAGAACACGACUGAACCGUUAUGCCAAUGGCACCCCUGCCGUGUCACUAUGGCAACGCUUCUUGACUGAGAGCGUUACUUUUUCUAGCUGGGUACGGAAGCCAUUCUUAAAAUUCUAAAAUCAACUUUCUAAAAGAAAAGGAAAAUUAUACACAAAACAUUUUUGUGUUCUGUUCAUGUAACAGGUUAUGUUCAGAGUACUUUCCUUUUACUGAGCUACAUAGUAUCGUGCUCUUUCUUAUGCUGAUUUGUUGGAUAUUGUUGUGUAGAAUGCUGUCAUAUAAGCUUUAAUGCUUAAUUUAUUUUUUCAAAAAAUUCUCCAUACUAAAUCUUAAUGUGGUGCAUACAUAUGGUUAAGUUUCAGUGGGGACACAUGCACACCCACGUUUUUUGCAGUUAAGUUCCUGUAUUAAGUAUGCAUGCUUUUCUCCACGAGAUGGAAUACAUCAGUUCAGUAGAUACAUCAGAUUUGUUACAACUGAGCACUGAUCACAGGAAUUUGAUCAUCAUGGCAGACACUGUACCACAAUGUCAGGUAGCCUAUCUAAACAGUAGACUUUUUUAUUUCUCCUUCUGUGAAGGCUGAUUUACCUUAGCUGCAGCAUAUUCUGGAGAAAUGUUUUUCUGGUGAAUUUGCUUGUGUAAGCACAUGCACUUUUUAAAGUAUCGGGUUGUUCUGCUGAAAGAACAACUACAUAGAAUAUUUUGCUAGGGAACUGGUAUCCAGUGCUGUGAUGCAACGCACCACCCAAAAACGUCACUGCCAGGACUUACUGAGUUCAGGAGGCCGAACGUAACCAUGGCAGCGCUGUUAAGACUCUAGCUAAGCAAAGCAUGUUCCAGUUAUCACUAUAUUCUUCACCUCACUGCACAAUGGAAUCUCCUCUUCAACACAUCUGUUGUAUUUCUGCAUUUAUGUACAUUAAGCCCCCUACUGCAAGGUGCAAAAUAGUCAAUAUGAUAUAGCGGCAACUGUGCUAAUUUAGCUACAAUAUACAAUUAUAGGAUAUAUAAUUUAGCUGUACCAUAUAGCAAAGUGUGUGAAUUUCAUAGGCCGUAUGCAUUAAAACCAGAAAUUAAAACCGUAUGCAUUAAAACCAAAAAAAGCCAUGUUAAGCAUCUCCAGCUAAAACACAUUGCCAUGCUCUUGUUUAGAAUGAUAAUGCUUCACAUGUGUUUUGGGUGCAGUGUUUUUAUGAAGUGCCCUUUCCCAUGGAUUCCAUGUUGAUGCACAUUUGCUCUGGCAUUAAAACGCUAAUGUUUCUACUGUAAACUGCACUGAAACCAUGACAAAAUAUGCAAAUUAAUGAAUGUUUUAAAUUCUUGCAUUGUUAAGUAUAAUAUCCUUCCCCCGCUUUUCGACAUUUCAUUUUCACGCUCAGGAGCAGAACACGUUCCACAAACUUUACCACAAACUACGUUCAUGACACAAAAACAUGAUGACUGAUGACUCCUGAGGGGAGGGAGAGGAAAAAAAAUCCAUAUCCAUAUCCAUAUAAGGACUUCGAACAGCCCCUCUUGCACACUUCGACAAGAAAAUCUGCAACUCAUUCUUUAAACUUAAAAAAAAAACAAAUUGUUUAUUUCAAGCAUUUCAAAACUAAGGACAUCAAAUGUUUCCCUGAAAAAUCAAUGAACAAAUAUUUUUCCCAAGACCUACUAAGAUGCCAUUACCUCAAAUGCUGAAUGGAAAGCUAACAAAUCUGAUUGAGACCUAGCACAUCAUUCAAAAGCUGGAUGUGAGCUUUUAUUAAAAAAAAAAAAAAAA
Anguilla anguilla (European eel) is the source of this 3896-nucleotide messenger RNA. Its product is annotated as myosin light chain kinase 3-like. The transcript has 13 exons. Bases 102 to 2108 code for a protein of 668 amino acids. Gene Ontology annotation, cellular component: nucleus; cytoplasm. Gene Ontology annotation, biological process: intracellular signal transduction; protein phosphorylation; positive regulation of apoptotic process. Gene Ontology annotation, molecular function: protein serine/threonine kinase activity; ATP binding. Lineage: Eukaryota; Metazoa; Chordata; Actinopteri; Anguilliformes; Anguillidae. The record is from RefSeq and is a predicted model, not a curated record.